Molecule: messenger RNA, 1239 nt
Organism: Vitis riparia (riverbank grape)
Lineage: Eukaryota; Viridiplantae; Streptophyta; Magnoliopsida; Vitales; Vitaceae
Product: hydroxyphenylpyruvate reductase
Exons: 2
Coding region: 114-1055 (313 amino acids)
Cellular component (GO): cytosol
Molecular function (GO): NAD binding; glyoxylate reductase (NADPH) activity; hydroxypyruvate reductase [NAD(P)H] activity
Source: RefSeq, a predicted model, not a curated record
CUUAUCUAAAACCAGCGAAGUCCCCCAAGAUAUCGGACGGCUCAUCCGCCCCACAGUCACCGCCGCUGCACUUCCACCUCCGUGCGCCAGUGCGUCUUUCACAAAGCGAAACCAUGGAAAGCAUCGGGGUACUGUUGACUUGCCCAAUGAACCCAUACCUGGAACAGGAACUGGACAAGCGCUUCAAGCUCUUCCGCUUCUGGGACUUUCCAAGCGCCAACGAUCUUUUCAGGGAGCAUUCAAAUUCGAUCCGAGCAGUGGUUGGAAACUCCUUCAUCGGCGCCGACGCCCAGAUGAUCGAGGCGUUGCCCAAGAUGGAGAUUGUGUCGAGUUUCAGCGUUGGGUUGGACAAGAUCGAUUUGGUGAGGUGCAAGGAGAAGGGAAUUAGGGUUACGAACACUCCGGAUGUGCUGACGGAGGACGUGGCGGACUUGGCACUUGCUUUGAUUUUGGCGACUCUGAGACGUAUCUGUGAAAGUGAUCGUUAUGUGAGGAGCGGGUCGUGGAAGAAAGGGGAUUUCAAGUUGACUACCAAGUUCACUGGAAAAUCAGUUGGCAUUAUAGGGUUGGGUAGGAUUGGCUCAGCAAUUGCCAAGAGAGCCGAGGGAUUUAGCUGUCCAAUUAGUUACCAUUCCAGAACAGAGAAACCAGGGACAAACUACAAGUACUAUCCUAGUGUCGUUGAAUUGGCCUCCAACUGUCAAAUCCUGGUUGUUGCUUGCGCGUUAACACCAGAAACCCGCCACAUCAUCAACCGUGAAGUCAUCAAUGCACUGGGUCCAAAGGGUGUGGUCAUCAACAUCGGAAGGGGAUUACAUGUGGAUGAACCUGAGCUUGUAUCCGCACUGGUUGAAGGCCGGUUGGGAGGUGCUGGACUCGAUGUGUUUGAAAAUGAGCCUAAUGUACCUGAAGAGUUGUUAGCAAUGGACAAUGUAGUCCUUUUGCCUCAUGUAGGAAGCGGAACGGUGGAAACCCGGAAAGACAUGGCUGACCUGGUACUUGGAAACUUAGAGGCUCACUUUCUGAACAAACCACUGUUAACUCCAGUGGUUUAAUUGUCAUGAGAAGGUAUGUAGCUCAUCAUUCAUUGAAGUCUUUUCUUAAUGUUGCUCAAUGAACCACUCGAUGUUUUCUCUGCAUUGUUUCCUCAACAACUUGGUAUUUAUGUUAUGAUGAAUGGAAGACCUUAAUGACUACUAAAUUGUCUGUUAAUGUUUCAUAUUCUUGGUGUUAGCUUCA